This is a messenger RNA of Hemicordylus capensis (graceful crag lizard), 4944 nucleotides long. RefSeq names its product carnosine synthase 1 (gene CARNS1). The record is from RefSeq and is a predicted model, not a curated record. NCBI's taxonomy places the organism in Eukaryota, Metazoa, Chordata, Lepidosauria, Squamata, Cordylidae. Gene Ontology annotation, biological process: carnosine biosynthetic process. Gene Ontology annotation, molecular function: metal ion binding; carnosine synthase activity; ATP binding. The transcript has 10 exons. Bases 347 to 3208 code for a protein of 953 amino acids.
CAUCCCUCACAACAAUCCCAGCCCCCUCGUGCACAAUUACGCUCCCGCGCAUCCACACGCUCUCGCUCCCAGCACGUCGGCGCGGGUCUCUCCCUCCUCGGUCAAUGGCUGUGGGUGUCUCUGGCGACUGCCCGCCUUGCCCCGACGGUUGAUAAGCUGCCCGGCCUCACUGGGCAUGCCCGCCCCGGUUCUAUAUAAAACCCGUCUGAGUUAAUCCCUGGACAUUCCCCGGCUCCUUCCACCCCGCCCUCUCGGAUUGUACCGGAUCGCGCUGCUUGUCCUCGGCAUCAUUCAGAGGUUUUCUAGAGCUGUUGCUGCUGCGUCGCAACAAGCGUCUCCACCCUGAAUGAUGCUGUCUCUGGACCAGAUCCACACAGAGCCACCCCCAACACCCAAGGAACUGGACUGGGCAGAACAGGGGUUUCUGCCACCCCUGAGCCCUCUGCGCUGUGCCUGGCGCCGGGAUGUGGCCCUGGACUGCAAGAUCUGCCCUGAGGAUGCCCAGGCACGGGCCUGGACUGCCUACUACUAUGACCUGCUGCAGUGCACCUUGCAGCAGGAGGGACUACCAGAGACUGUUGACCUCACCAAGGAGCCCCGAACAGGGUUUGGGCCAUCAGACAUAACCAUCUGUGUCUUGGGCUCCCCCACUUCAUACCUGUCUGUGCUUCUGGAAGGUGGCAACCAGUGUCCUGGGAACAUGCUGCUGUGCUUGUCACCAGCCUGGCUCUCCAAAGCACCAUCGGAGUUGCACCCGGGAGAGUCAUCUUUGCUGGUCUUCAAGGCUGUGACCUUUGAACUCGGUGGCCGUACAACGCUGGAAGAAUUUUCACCCCCACGUCGUGUCAGCUACUUCACAGGCUGCUUUGGGCCGUGCAAGGUACAGGGCCAAUCAGCAGCGGAACUAGCCCGAGACCUUGACUGCCCAACAGGGGGCUCAGGAGAGUUGGCACGCCUAUUGGAAGACAAGCUGCUGACACGUCAGCUCAUGGACCAGCAGGCAGGGGUAGCGGUGCCCCCCACCCUGGCCUUCACCUUCAAGCGCCCAUUGCCCCUGCGUAGUGUGACAGAGGAGCAGCGUGUCCGCAUGGUAGAGCUGAGUGGCCGUGAGGGGCAAGAUAACCUGCUGCAGGAAGAAAUUGCGGCCUUCUUACAAGGUGGUGCCAUGGAGUCCUACAGUCAGGUAGUGGUGAAACCUUCAGGUUGGCGCUGGAGUGGAGCCCAAGCUGUGUCGUUCCAUGCUAAGUCAGAACAGGGUUGUGUCCUACAAGCUGUUCUUACACUGUUGGAGACCCUGGAGGAGGAAGAGAGUAUCCUGCUGGAGGCCUUUGUUCCCACUGCUCGGAUGGUCCAGCCUGGACCUCCUGAGACAAACAGUUCCCCAUGCAACACAUCUCCGCGGUCCAAUCUGGCAGUCCGAAUAUGUGCUGUUGUCUGCAGAUCUCGAAAGGACCAUCCUCUACUGAGCAAGGUAGUGUGUGGUGUGGGCCGGUCAGAUAAGCCCUUGAAGCAUCAGGCCACAGUGCCCCAGACGCUGGAGAGCAGCCUGCAGCAAUGGGGGCUGAAGGACGAGGCCCAGACUGCAGCCAUCCAUGCGCAGAUAAAAGAGAAGGCUGAGGCAGCCAUGAAAGCCUUCAUGGAGAUGGAGGCCGAUCUGUCAACUGAGCAAAGAGGUGGUCGCCGCGCACAAACUGAUAUGAUUGGUGUGGAUUUCCUCCUGAGCUCUGAGGAUCAGGUGCUGCAGCUGGUAGCCCUGGAGAUGAACUCGCAGCUGUGCCUGGAAACCUGCUCAGUCUUUGAGUCCAUGGGCCGGGUGGUGGGGGCACCAGCGGGCGAGGCGGCACGCCCCCUGGUGGAGACGAUGCUGCGUCGUGCGCAGUGCCACCUGAUGGAGGGCAAACACGUGUUGGUGAUUGGGGCCGGCGGAGUCAGCAAAAAGUUCGUCUGGGAGGCAGCCAGGGACUACGGGCUAAAAAUCCACCUGGUGGACUCCGAUCCCAACCACUUUGCCUCCCAGCUGGUGCAGACCUUCAUCCACUAUGACACCACGGACCACAAGAGGGACGAGGAGCAUGCCCAGCGGCUGCUGGCACUUGUGCAGGAGCGGGGCCUGCACCUGGACGGCUGCCUGUCCUACUGGGAUGACUGCAUGGUCCUAACGGCACUAGUGUGCGAGGGGCUGGGCCUGCGCUGCAGCUCCCCCACCGCCAUGCGCGUGGCUAAGCAGAAGAGCCGCACGCACCUGCACCUGCUGCGGCGGCGCAAGGAGGGGGCUCGCUGGCCCUCCGCGGCCCUCUAUGCCGUGCCCUGCUGUCACCUGGAGAGCCAUGCUGAUGUGGAGCGAGCCGCAAGCCACCUCAGCUUUCCUGGGGUCAUGAAGCUAGAGUAUGGGGCAGGGGCUGUGGGAGUCAAGCUGGUGGAAGAUGCGCAGCAGUGUCACCUACACUUUGACAAGAUCUCCAGGGACCUGCAGGAGGACUCUGACCACCCAGGCAUAGGGUUAGGCUGGGGCAAUGCCAUGCUCUUGAUGGAGUAUGUCUCUGGCACUGAGCACGACGUGGAUCUGGUGGUGUACGAAGGGCGUAUGCUGGGGGCAUUUGUGUCUGACAACGGGCCCACCCGGGUGCCCAACUUCACCGAGACGGCAGCCUGCAUGCCCACUUGUCUGCCCCAUGACCGUGAGGCGCAACUCAUCCGUGCGGCCUACCAGUGCUGCUUAGGCUGCGGCCUAACCGACGGCGUCUUCAAUGUGGAGCUCAAGCUGACAGCAGCCGGCCCCAAGCUCAUCGAAAUCAACCCCCGCAUGGGCGGCUUCUACCUGCGCGAUUGGAUUCAGGAGAUCUACGGCGCAGACAUCAUGCUGGCCUCGGUCAUGGUUGCCUGUGGGGUGGCCCCGUUGCUGCCUGCCCGUUCUCGCCCCCGCACUCACCUGGUGGGAGUGAUGUGCCUGGUGUCGCAGCACCUGCAGGCCCUCAAGUCCACAGCCAGCCUGGAGACGCUCCAGGCCCUGCAUGAGCGUGGGGUCAUCCGCCUCAACCUGCUUGAUGACGAGCUAGUGUCCAGCGAGUACGAGGAGCCCUAUUGCAAUGUGGCCUGUGCCAGUUCUAGCCGCCGUGAGGCCUGCCUCAAGCUGCUAGGCAUCUGCCAGGUCCUGGGCAUCGACUCCCCACACUACCCCGUCACCCACUUCCUCUCUCACUUCAAAUAGCCUUGGAGAUCUGGCCCCCUCCGUCUGGAGCUGAGUUUGGGCCAGCUCUGGAGAGGGAGCCUUGCUUAUCCCUCCUAAAUUAUCCUUCCCUUACUCCCAACUCACCUCUGGGGUUUGCACUACACAAACACCCUAUUUCCUACAGUCUUUCUCAAGUGGCUGCUGUGUCCCUCAGGAAGGAGUGUGGCACCAUCUGAUGCCAUCUCUGGUAAGUGCCACGCCCACAUCACCCACAUCCUUGUCUGGGCUCACCUCUUCCUUUGCAGGAGAGGGAGUCUAUUAACUGCAGAGCUUCACCUCUUUCUUCUGCGCUGUCUGUGGAGUAAUCUCUUUUUCUUUGACUUGCAGUUCUAAUUAAUCCCCCUUCCAUCUUGGUUCCUGAAUUAUUCCUCACCACCACCAUAAAAAAGAGGCAUAUUCCUGCCUCUUCACCGUCUCUUUCUUCCACUGGGGAAAAGGCUGUUGGUUUCUGGCCAGGCAGUCCCUGGAGAGAACCUACCUCAUGCUUCCAGAACCAGUGGAGGAGAGGGCCUGGGUCAGAUCUUUUGCAGCCUCUAGUAGCCAGUGCUUCACCAGUGAUCCUACAAUAACAACGUAGUCGCUGCCAACUCUGAGCACUAGUUCUUCCCGUACUGAACCCCUGUAUGCAAACUCCAUGCUCCUUGGUAAGAAUCCAGUUAACAGGCAAGCUCCCCAGCCGACUCCUCAGCAAACCUAAAGUAGCAAAAGGACCACAUGCAAGCCUACAGUAACCGUUGUUUACAGAGCAGUAGAAUAUAAGACAAUUAACAAGCUAGUUCUGCUUGCUCAGUACUUGCAAACUCUCCAGUGACAUCCUAGUGGCGCGUGAUCCUUUUAGGAGCUAAUGAGCACACCCAACUCUCUGCUCAUAGAUCAAUAGAGUAACCGUGGUGAUCCCUGGCGUGCAUGCCUAGUGCCAGGUGAAACCACCCCAUGGAUUCUCAGUGCUCAUCAGAGAACAUGCUGUAACCAUCUCCCCACCCUGCAAUGCCCCAAGAGACCCUAUCGUAGUACAUCACUGUGACAUCACCUCCAAGCACCCUACAACCAAAUUGAUGCGCCAGUUCUCACUGACAGAUCGCAGCACCAGCACUCCUGACUCACCUUAAAAGAAUAAGCCUUCCAACGGAACCCCAAUGCCCCUUAAGACCCUACACUAAGAAACCAUAGUGCCAGCAUUCCUGAGUGUGUCUGCAAUAACAAGCCACAACCUUGCCACCACUCCAAAUUACGAUAAAGCAGCAAAGUUCUGCGCAUAGUCCUAGCACCCCAAAAUAUGUAAUGUUGCCUUUAGUACCAGCAUCCUUUAAAAAUGCUUAUAACCAGCAUAAAGAGAAAAGCAAAAUGAGAGUUCCAACCAGCAUGGUGGAAUAAGUCUCUGUCUUUUUAAUAGCUCGCUCAUGGGCUUCCUGCUGCUUCCGUGACAAAGGGAAGAGAAGAUGCAGGAUGGGCCAGCUGAAAGGCCUGGGAGGACAUUCCAGAGCCUGUGAGGCUUAAAAUGACAGACCUCUUGAUCCCAUUUGGGGAGAGGGGAGGCAGGAAUUGGGAACUCUUUGGCACCCAUGAUUGGGUGACUAAUAGCAGGGCCAUUAGUUAAGUGUGCCCCUCCUAGCAUGGGCUGGUGACCCUGCCUUCCUUCCUGCCUAUCCUUCCACCACUUCUGUAAUGAGGCAGGCAUAGUAGUCCCUCUCCCAAUAAAAUGCCGUGCAAAAAUA